AUGGCGGCGGCGAGCGGCGGAGGGUUGAGGCAGUGGUGGCGGCGGCCCGCCGCCGGCCUGGGCCGGGCGGUGCGCACCGUUUGCGGCAGCGAGCGGGCGGCGGCGGAGCUACGGGCCGAGCAGCUGGCGGAGCGGCUGCGAGCGCGGAGGAGCGAGGAGGAGAAGCGAGAGAUCCCCAAAGACCCAGCUCAGAGACGGAUCCGGGAACUUGCCAUGCUGAGCAAGCAGCCGCAGCAGGUUCAUCCCAACGUCCUGGCCAAAAUGCUCAAGCAGGCAACCGUGUACCAAAACGAGGAGAUUGUGGUGAUCAACAAACCCUACGGCCUUCCCGUCCACGGCGGCCCCGGGAUCAAGAAUUGUAUCGCCGACGUGCUGCCGAUUUUGGCCAAGAUGUUGGAGAACAUGAAAGCCGAACCCCUCCACCUCUGCCACCGGCUGGACAAAGAGACCACGGGCGUGAUGGUGCUGGCGCGGAGCAAGGAGGCAGCGGAGAGGAUCCGGCUUCUCUUCAAAACUCGUCAGGUGGAGAAGAUCUACUGGGCAAUUAGCCUGGGGGACCCAGACCCCACCGAGGGCAUCGUGGAGAUCCCCAUCGUGGAGAAGGAGGUGCGGAGCCACCAGUCACACUACAAGAUGACGCUGGCCCCCAACUAUCGCCUGUCUCCGGAGGACGGGAAGGUGGUGAAAAUCCGCAAGAACCGCAACGCCGAAAGCGCCGUGACGCGGUACCGCCUUCUGGCUAGCUCUUCCGCCUGCUCUCUGCUGGAGCUCCAGCCCGUCACGGGGGUGAAGCACCAGAUCCGGGUUCACCUGGCCUACGGGUUGGGGUGCCCCAUCCUGGGGGAUCACAAAUAUUCGCACUGGAGCAAGCUGGCACCCCAGAAGCUUCCUGAAAUCACUUUGAAGAGGUUGAAGCUGGAGCAGAGCAAGGCUCGCCACCUCCCGCUCCACCUCCACGCCUACCGCCUCUCCCUGCCCCUGGGCGAGCGGAUAGACCUCGUCUGCAAGCCGCCCUUCUUCUUCCAAAAGACUCUGAAGAAGCUGGACCUGGACGUCGCUAAUGACUAACGAAGCAGGAUAGGAGCGGUACCGUCUAUCUUCCGCAUCUCCGGCACGUGGUAGCGCUGGGUCCGGCCGUUCCGCAGCGAUUUCCACCUUGGAGCCAGAGGUGUGAUGAAGUCCACGGUCUCUGCCGCUUGCCAGAGACCUCCUGUAUUGGUUACCGGUGUUGCUGGCUUCAAACCAGGUACCUGCGUGUGCUGCUUGCCCUGAUUUGGUGCAGAAACGUGGCUGGGCACGCUGAAGAGCCUCUUGUUCGGACAAACGAGGCUGGGUAGAAACUGGGCUUUGCCCAAUCCGUGUUUUGAACUUGUCUCUGAGCAAUAAAAGAUGCAGUGUUCCUGCCGGGGUGAAGGGUUGCGCGUCUCUCUGUGCUCAGGCCCGGUGGAUCUCGGUCCCUGGGCAGGUUUGAUCGCGCCUGGGUGCAGUCCCUCCCGGUUUGAGAGCCGUCGCUCGUCCCUCCGGAGCUGUUUAGCGGUCUCUCCCUCCUAUCCUGGCAUUCUGCGCUCAAAUUUGGAGACUCCCUUCAUUCGAAAAUCCAUUGAAAGUGCAAUUUGGCAGCGGCCGUGGGGAUUUUUUUUUUUGCUGUGCCAAGAGACUGCGCGGGGAGUUCCUCCGCUCGGCUUGGCCCGGCAGCUCCGGGACUCCCUCUGCUCUGUGCUGCCAGCAGUGUCGGCGCGGGUUUCUGGGCACUGACUACGCUGCCGGGAGAAACUUUUCUAUCCCACCGCCCCUUCCAAUUUCCCCAUCGCUUAUUUCUACACCCCGUUAUCGGGAUCCCUCUCCCUCGGGAGCUUGCCUUGGAGCCAGAUUCCUUCCCCCGUCCCCCGAGAGGGAAGCGAGUGGAGAGAUUGAAAAGCUGGGGAACCGCAGCUGAUGUCCUGCCUCAAAAUCGCAGCCGCCAGCGUUUGGUGUCUUCUUGGCCAGUCCCCAAAAUCUCGGGGCCGGGCAGCAGGACUUUCUCCAGCCCUCCGCCUGGUUUGGGUGCUGGAAAGGGCUCUUCGUACCCCACGAGGCCGUCGUGUACCUGGACUGGGGCUUCUCGGUAGGGUAACGCCCUGUCCCCUGCCUCCCCGCUCCUCACGCGGGGUGAAAAUAGCUGGGGAGCCCCACGCCCCUCGAACGCCCCGCCAGAAAUACAUCUGCUUAUGAGAGAGGGGCGUAAAACCAC
Gymnogyps californianus (California condor) is the source of this 2230-nucleotide messenger RNA. It is a transcript of the gene RPUSD4, whose product is annotated as RNA pseudouridine synthase D4. NCBI's taxonomy places the organism in Eukaryota, Metazoa, Chordata, Aves, Accipitriformes, Cathartidae. Bases 1 to 1068 code for a protein of 355 amino acids. The record is from RefSeq and is a predicted model, not a curated record. Gene Ontology annotation, biological process: pseudouridine synthesis. Gene Ontology annotation, molecular function: RNA binding; pseudouridine synthase activity. The transcript has 7 exons.